AUGGCCAAGGGCAGGAAGGCCAAUCCCAGCGACCGGAGUGCCGGUAUCUGGUUUGCUCACCCCGGAGCACACCAGAGUCAGCCUGAGUCCAUUACACGUUCUGCACUCAAGCAGAUCCAGCAGCCAGCAGAAGUUCAGUAUAUUGAGGACAGAUUGCCACGGGCAUACCGAGCUCGGGAGCAGAAAGCAGUGAACAACAAUUUCCCAUUUUCUUCUCAUGACAACAGACACAGUCUACGGAAUGUAGGAGAGUAUUUUGAUUCUGGUAUGGGCCGGAAGAAGGUAGAUCCAGAGAGACAGCAACAGAACUCCCAGAACUUCUUCCUGUGGGCUCAUGAAUCAAUUCCUAGCAGCAAGGAUGGCUUAACCAUUUAUCAGACAUCAUUUGUCAGACAUGAAAAUACUGAGAGAGAGUUUUUCGGGCGGUACCCGAAACAACACUCCAAACAAUGUGACACUGACAAACCCGUUCCCUGGAACAGAAGAAAACUGCAGCCAAACAAUCCAUCUUAG
This is a messenger RNA of Calypte anna (Anna's hummingbird), 513 nucleotides long. It is a transcript of the gene TEX36, whose product is annotated as testis expressed 36. Lineage: Eukaryota; Metazoa; Chordata; Aves; Apodiformes; Trochilidae. The transcript has 4 exons. The coding region runs from base 1 to 513 and encodes 170 amino acids. The record is from RefSeq and is a predicted model, not a curated record.